UUCGAUAGUAUCUACAUUCUCGGUGGGUUGGACGGUCGUUUCGACCACACCUAUGCGGCUAUUGGUGCGCUAUACAAAUGGUGUGACAACGCAAAGGACACCAAACUGCAUAUUAUCACAGAGCAUUGUGAGGUUAUGUUGCUUGGUGCAGGCAAGCACAAGGUAAUGGCCAAUACACUUUUCCAAG
Molecule: messenger RNA, 187 nt
Organism: Sphaeroforma arctica JP610
Lineage: Eukaryota; Ichthyosporea; Ichthyophonida
Exons: 1
Biological process (GO): thiamine diphosphate biosynthetic process
Molecular function (GO): ATP binding; thiamine diphosphokinase activity
Source: RefSeq, a predicted model, not a curated record